AUGAAGGAAGGCUGCUUGCCGGUGUGCAAGCUCAUCCCCGACAUCGUGGGCUACACUCCCAGUGGUCGAGCUGCCUCCGCAGAAGCGCUGUUAUGUGGCUUCCCUUGUCAAGGGGUGUCACAAGCUGGCGACCAGAGAGGGCUGAAUGAUGACCGGAGCGGGCUCAUCAAGGAGGCCUUCAGAGUCUAUGACACUCUGGGGAAUGGGAAAGUCAUGCUCAUCGAGAACGUUGGGGCAUUGCUGCACAAGACCCCAGCCUGCCGAAAGCUUGUCAGCUACAUUCUUCAGGCCGUGGGGUCGUCCUCAUUGCAAUGCACCACUGCAUGCCACACUAAUUUUGAUGUGGUUUUUCAGGCUUGCAAGAAAAGGGGCCUCACAGUGCUGUGGUGCUGUGUGACCCUAGCCAACGUGGGCUUGAGUGUGGCCACCUCAGGAUUCAAGUUGGGGUUGUGUUUCCGUCAGUGCUGCCAAAUCAAAACCAAACCUUGCAUAAUAUUAGGCCACUCGCCGGCGGGUGUUUAUGCUGGCGAUCAAGAUGGACGUGGCCCGCGACUGUAUCAAGGCGCCGAACGUAUCAGUGACAACAAGCUUUAUGCUGAAGAGCCGCGUUGUAAUAUGCUCUUCUUAUAG
Symbiodinium sp. CCMP2592 is the source of this 630-nucleotide messenger RNA. Lineage: Eukaryota; Dinophyceae; Suessiales; Symbiodiniaceae. The record is from the annotation of a GenBank genome assembly.